Molecule: messenger RNA, 2374 nt
Organism: Thunnus maccoyii (southern bluefin tuna)
Lineage: Eukaryota; Metazoa; Chordata; Actinopteri; Scombriformes; Scombridae
Gene: znf143b
Product: zinc finger protein 143b
Exons: 15
Coding region: 215-2098 (627 amino acids)
Biological process (GO): regulation of transcription by RNA polymerase II; central nervous system development
Cellular component (GO): nucleus
Molecular function (GO): DNA-binding transcription factor activity, RNA polymerase II-specific; RNA polymerase II cis-regulatory region sequence-specific DNA binding
Source: RefSeq, a predicted model, not a curated record
AUUAUUUAUUUUUCCCUUAACUUUUCCCUUAAAGCCGAAUCUGAAGCUAACUUCAGCGUCGUCUCCUUUAUGACACAUCGUUUCGGCGGCUGCAGCUGAGACUGUCUGACCAUUCAAACACGCUGUCGGUGUGCGAGCUGACCAGCUACAACAGAGCCGGUCACUUCACUUGUUAGAUAAUGGCUCUUUACAGUGACAAUUAUGCAGCUAAAGCAUGCUCUUGGCCCAGAUAAACCGGGACUCCCAGGGAAUGGCAGAGUUUCAUGAUGCUGACGGGCAGCCGGUCACUCUUUGUCUAACAGAGGCCGUGACAGUGGCAGAUGGUGAUCAGAUGGAGAGCAUGGACACAGUGAGCCUGCAGGCUGUUACUCUUGCGGAUGGAUCCACCGCAUACAUCCAGCAUGACUCCAAAGCAUCCUUUUCAGAUGGACAGAUCAUGGACGGUCAGGUGAUCCAGCUGGAGGACGGCUCGGCGGCCUACGUUCAGCAUGUGUCCAUGCCUAAAGCAGGAGGGGACAGUUUACAGCUGGAGGAUGGACAGGCAGUGCAGCUAGAAGACGGGACAACAGCCUACAUCCACACACCCAAAGAUGCUUACGACCAGAGCGGCCUGCAAGAGGUGCAGCUGGAGGACGGCAGCACCGCCUACAUCCAGCACACGGUUCAUAUGCCCCAGUCCAACACCAUCCUGGCCAUCCAGGCUGAUGGAACCAUCGCAGACCUGCAGACCGAGGCCACAGCCAUCGACCCCGAGACCAUCAGUGUACUGGAACAAUACACCACCAAGGUGGAGAAUAUCGAGAACCCCUUGGGGUCCUUUGGCAGAGUGGAAGCAGACAAUGGCGUCCACAUGCGGAUUGUCUUGCAGGGUCAAGACAACAGACCAGGAAGGGUCUCAAAUGUAGGAGAGAAGUCUUUCCGCUGUGAAUAUGACGGCUGCGGAAAGCUCUACACCACUGCCCACCAUCUCAAGGUACACGAGCGCUCCCACACCGGAGACAAACCGUACGUCUGUGAUUAUCCGGGCUGUGGGAAGAAGUUUGCAACAGGGUACGGACUGAAGAGUCACUCACGCACACACACUGGGGAGAAGCCAUAUAGAUGUCAGGAGUUGAACUGCUGCAAGUCCUUCAAAACCUCUGGAGAUCUUCAAAAGCACACGCGGACUCAUACAGGAGAGAAGCCUUUCAAAUGCCCAAUCGAAGGCUGCGGCAGGUCGUUUACCACCUCCAACAUCCGCAAAGUUCACAUCCGAACACACACCGGAGAGAGGCCGUACUACUGCUCUGAGCCCAGCUGUGGACGGUCCUUUGCCAGUGCCACUAACUACAAGAACCAUAUGAGGAUUCACACCGGUGAAAAACCAUAUGUGUGCACCGUGCCUGGCUGUGAAAAGCGCUUCACAGAAUACUCCAGCCUUUACAAACACCAUGUGGUUCAUACACCGUGUAAACCUUACAACUGCAACCAUUGUGGGAAAACCUACAAGCAGAUCUCCACGCUCGCCAUGCACAAACGCACAGCACACAACGACACAGAGCCCAUCGAGGAGGAGCAGGAGGCUUACUUUGAACCCCCCACAGAUGCCAUUGAUGACCCCAACGUGAGCUACACAACAGCAGUGGUCGAGGCCGAUGACUCUGGCUCGGAGCAGGUUCCCGUGGAGAGCUCAGACAUGGUUGGUCAGCAGCACGUUGCCUUGGUAACACAGGAGGAUGGAACACAACAGCAGGUCAGUAUCUCUGAAGCAGACUUACAAGCUAUGGGUGGCACAAUCACCAUGGUAACCCAAGAAGGCACAACCAUAACCAUCCCAGCCCACGAACUAGCAACGCAAGGUGCUCACUCAGUUACCAUGGUAACAACAGACGGCUCAGAUGAACAGGUGGCCAUCAUGGCACCCGACAUGGCCUCGUUCCAAACUGUGGAGGAGGCAGGCUACAACCAAGAACAGGAUGACAUUCAUCCUGUCACGUUAUUGGCCACCUCCAAUGGCACUCACAUUGCUGUGCAGCUCAGUGAUCAGCCUUCGCUGGAGGAAGCCAUCAGAAUAGCAUCAAGAAUACAGCAAGGGGAGUCACCCGGCCUGGAUGAUUGAUGGACACAUUAUGGACUAUGAUUUAGGUUCAAAACCAUCUAAAUUGGACUAUAUCUACAAGAGAAAUCACGAGUCUUCCUCCAAGGCUUUCUUUUUCCACAAAAGAACUUAGCUUUUAUCUGUACAUAGGAUUUUGAUAACUGGAGUUCCGCCAUGCUAUUUUGUCCCUCGACCAAACAGAUGGGAGGAGGGAAAAAAUGCUUUCUAAUGUUUAUGAUGCACAGUGCAAUGUACAGCUAAUGCUAUUUCUAAUAAAAAACAAUGAUUGUGUGAUUA